AAGGGGAGGGGGAGAGACGAAUCGAGGACGAGGGAGGUUCGAGGUCGACCUUGUGCGCUCGCGGGAUACAGUGAGGAGGACUCGGGACGUGCGGCGAGGGGAGAGGCGCCCUCGGGACACAGCGAAGGAACACCCGAAAGCGACGUUUUCGAGGGAGAUGUCAUUUCGGUGUCAUUACACGUGAUGCGGAGGGAAGGCCAGAACAGUACACUCUUGGUAACCAGUGACUCAUUACUGUGAUAUAUGUGUAAGAGAAAAGAAAUAUUUAUGUGUGACUGCGGUUGUUCUAUGUGUACUUGUGUGUCGUGUGUGUGAAGAGAUACUUAAGAAAAAGGAAAAGAAACAGGUCGAGGUUGAGUGCAUUGAGUUUUCCCGGUGUGGGAGAGUGAAUAUCAGUAAAGCCAUAAGAUUGUUUUAAGUAAUAUGAAUAAAGACCAGAGUUGCGGCGGCAGAAUGGUGCGUUGGUUCAGACUCUCGUCCAGCGGCAGCGGCAACUACUUGGUUCGAGUGCGUGCUCAGGUGAUGAUGCGUGAUGACAGCACUGGGGGUUGGCUGCCCAUGGGUGGGGGUGGCCUCUCCAAUGUGUCUGUCCGGAAGCGUGUCACCCAACCCGACCUUGACGACUCCAAACAUGAGUAUCUUAUCUAUGGGAAGAGAUUAUCCGAUCAAUCAGUAGUGUUGAGUUGUACAAUAAAGAAAGAUUUUGAAUACAACAAAGUCAUGCCUACCUUUCACCACUGGAAGACAGGAGACAAAAAGUUCGGACUAACCUUUCAAACGGCCGCCGAUGCUCGAGCAUUUGACAAAGGCGUACGAAUGGCGGUUGAAGAUCUAUUAGAAGAUGUCGGUGAUGAUAACGUUUUCAUGGCGGUGAAUCUUCCGGUGGAUAGAGAUGGGUCACGGACGAACUCGUCUGGGUCGGUCACCACCUGCGGCAGCAGCCGUCACACACCCACCGCUACUCCCCUCCCCACCCCAGACCAUCCCCCCCACUACCCCUACCACCACCACCACCAUCACCACUACCCACCACCAGGAGGUGGAGUGGGGGGGAUCGGAAGCGCAGGGGGAACGGCUAUAUCAACAACAAACACUUCUCCAAGCUCCACCAUUUCCAACCUUGCCAUCACCACGGUCGGGAUGCAGCCCCAGUCACACAGCCACUCCCACGCCAACCACCUGCACCGCAUCACCUUCCCCUCCCGGCCCCGGCCUCCAUUACCACAGAACAACAACCCCCUCGACAAGCCCCUUGAUCUGGAUGGCGACCACAAGGCGGGUAGCCCUCCAGACAUGCCCCAAGACCAGGACAAGAUCGAGGUCACAGGAGACACGUACUCCUACGUGCAGUGCACGAUGCACCAUGAAUACAGCUACCCGGUGGUGGAGGGCAUCAAGGCAGAGAAAAGAGAUAGUAUAGCAUCCCUGAAAAAGCAGCAGCAACUCGAGCUUGCCGGGGCGACGCACCCUCAGCCAUGUCCUCCAACGAAUCAUGGCAAGAGGCCGCGAAAGAGAGACCGCAGAGGCAGAAAGUUCAUCAAGGCCCGCUGUCGGCACUGUCAGGAAACCUUUACAUAUGAUAAAAAUUCCCGGGGCAGCUGCGAAUACGCACCAGACUGUGUACGUACAGCCAUUGAUACACUUACAUGCAUCUCUUGUGCGCACGGUAUGUUAUAUCAUUGCAUGAGUGAUGCAGAAGGUGACUUUGCUCACCGUCCAUGUGAAUGUGGGGGUCCUGGAGGCACGACGGAUGAGUUGUGCGGGCGACGGUGGCUCGGAUUAACCUUGUUAUCCUUAUUGGUGCCGUGCUUGUGGUGCUACAUACCGCUGCGAGCAUGUCACCGAUGCGCUGUCGCCUGCAGAUUGUGUGGUGGCCGACAUGAGGCCUCCUGACUCACCGCCCCCACACAUGCCCAAGAGGAUGAGGAAGAAGAUGAUGACGAUGACGAGGAGGAAGAUACGGUUUUCACUGUAACUGGAAGCCCCACACUGCUCUCCCCACAACAGUGGUGUGAUCAGGGGAGCAGUUCCCAGCAGUCGGGCGUCGGAAUGGGCAUGCAUGUGGAGAAAAACCAAACCAGUUAAUACUGAUCCAAGCUUUGUAGCCAGUCAGCUGUUGUGGCAGGGACAACAAUGACAGUUAGUGGUGUGUGAAAAGAGUGUAAGGGUGCUACCAGCACAACUAUGAUUGUCAAACAACCAACUAGAAAGGAAAGGAAGAAUGGAAUUGUGUGAUAAAAGGAGUGUGAAUGAAACCACUUUUGAUAAAGUGGAUAGAAAGGACACAACAGUUUGAGUGUUCUAUGUACCUGAUGGCCACACUCCGGCCUCAGAGUGUGUGUGCACGUGUGCGUGAGUGUGCACUGCACACACACUGCCGUACAUGGCCAGUUCUCAACUCUUGCAUUUGGAAACCCUUGUUCAUCUAUAUGUGAGCUGCUCAUUUAAUGGCAGGUCCGUCCGCCUUGGCCUAUUUAAUAAUCUAAAGGGAUCCCAAUUUUUCGAGGGCUCAGGAGAAAUUGUGACGCCCUUUGGAAUUGCUGUGACUUUUUGUAUGCUUUUAAUUAUUAUUGUGAUAGAUGUUCUAUAUAUUGAUAGCUUUAGCUGGCCAAGACGGACAGGCAGCCAAGGCAGCUGGACUGUCACGUGUCACAUAAUAACUACGUGAAGUUCUCACUUGCGUUUGCCUUACAUACCGACACUUUUGUGUUUAGUCUUUUGGCAAUUAUCAGCGUCGUCUUCAGCGUUGUGUAAGCCGGACAACUUUUUCAAGGGUUUCCUUGUCAUUUUAGGUGCUAUAGCACAAAUCAUGGAUUUUCCUUUUUUUUAAGUGAAUGAUUAUUCAAAAAAAUAUUAUUCAGUUGUGUUGCAGUCAAAAGAACAGUUUUCUACACAACUUUAUAUAUAAACAUGUGUAAGGCAGUUGCACUGUGAAACAUGAAAUACAAGGUGAAGUUUGGCUUCUUAAAAAAUCAAACUUAAGGUAAUGAUGUAACUACAUAAUGUAGUUUUCCAAUAAUAAAAGACUAAACCUCCAAAUUGCAUUCAUGUAAGUAACACAGGUAGCAUUAUGAAUCACUGCCCUGUGGAAAAAAAAGUCUUGUAAUUACCAUAGUCACAAUUAUCAUGAAUAUUGAUGAUAACAACCCCUCUUAAUUAUGAUUACACCCAAAAAGGAGGCCAAGAUCUUGUUAAAAAAAAAAAAUAAACAUUUUUGUGUACAACCUAGAUGGUGGCCCAGUCGGCGCAGAGAUCGCAGCCGGCGGAGAGCGCGGACAUUUUUGUUUUUUGUUUUUGUUUUUUCUCACCACCGCCUUCACCAGCAAGGAAGCGCUUGGGAAGGAGGUUGGACAUAGCCGCGCCCUCUUCUGCCGUCUGCGGCCUGGACCGAGAUAGAUGUUUUGGUAGCGGUAAUCUUGGGGAGCAGCCAGGUCAUACGUCACCUAACAGAAGUCCUGGGGUCAGCCUGAGGCUCCAGAUAUAAAGAUAUAUAUUAAAAAAAAAGAAAAGAAUGAAUAGAGGGAGAAAAGAAAAAGAAAGGAAGAGUACCUUAAUUCUGUGGUAAAGAGGUGAUGACCCCAACCCACUUCGAGUGCGGCGCAACGACCUGGCGCAUGUCAGCUCCCCGAUACUUCCGUUGUUCAUGCCACCCCCUAGUCACGAACAAAAUUGCAACCAAUGUCAGCAGUCUAAUAUCGUUUGUUUUAUUUGCAACAAUUUUAAGCAGAAAGUCACAAAAGUUUGUGGUUUCAUUUUACCUUUUUCUUGAAGAAGAAUGAAAACAAAACCAAAAAUUUAAAAAAAGAGAAGAACUUUGUUACUCCCAGGAAAAUUAUUGAUAUAUAUAUAUUUUUUUCUUCCUCUGUUUUUCAGUUUUCACUCAUUGUUUCCAGUGAAUGAUUUAAGUGACUAAGUAAUUAUCCUUGUGUAAACUUUUUGUCUAUUGAUGAUUUCAUUAUAAUUGUCAAGUAUAGGAUGUAACAAGAAUGAUUUUAUGAACAAUAAUGACAACCAAAGACAUAUCCAUUA
Messenger RNA from Penaeus monodon (black tiger shrimp), 4029 nucleotides. It is a transcript of the gene Spred, whose product is annotated as sprouty-related, EVH1 domain-containing protein 2-like. Gene Ontology annotation, biological process: multicellular organism development; negative regulation of MAPK cascade. The record is from RefSeq and is a predicted model, not a curated record. Gene Ontology annotation, cellular component: membrane. The coding region runs from base 424 to 1893 and encodes 489 amino acids. Gene Ontology annotation, molecular function: protein kinase binding. The transcript has 5 exons. Lineage: Eukaryota; Metazoa; Arthropoda; Malacostraca; Decapoda; Penaeidae.